Molecule: messenger RNA, 1148 nt
Organism: Heterobasidion irregulare TC 32-1
Lineage: Eukaryota; Fungi; Basidiomycota; Agaricomycetes; Russulales; Bondarzewiaceae
Product: glycoside hydrolase family 16 protein
Exons: 11
Coding region: 1-954 (317 amino acids)
Biological process (GO): glucan catabolic process
Molecular function (GO): hydrolase activity, hydrolyzing O-glycosyl compounds
Source: RefSeq, a predicted model, not a curated record
AUGUGGCGAUUUAUCUCUAUCUCGACUAUUGCUGUCUCUGUGCUCUUAUCUGGUCGUGCUCUUGCGGCGUUGUAUUCUCUGAGUGACAAUUUCCAGGGCAGCGCGUUUUUCAACGAUUUCUCUUUCGAAGCCAUAGCGGAUCCUACACACGGCCGUGUUAACUACGUCUCCAAAUCGACUGCGCAGAGUGAUGGUCUAGCCACUGUAUCAGGGAACAACUUCAUCCUCCGCGCUGACGAUACCAGUGUUCUGAGUUCAAGCGGGGCGGGGCGCAACUCAUUCAGAAUUCAGUCGAACAAGCAAUACACCACGCAUGUCGCUGUAUUCAAUGUAGAGCACAUGCCGGAGGGAUGCGGCACCUGGCCUGCCAUCUGGGAGGUUGGAGACAACUGGCCAAAUGGGGGAGAAGUUGACAUUGUAGAAGGCGUCAACGACGAAUCACCGAACACUUCCACGUUGCACACCAGCUCAGGAUGCACGAUGCCAGCGUCUCGCUUAGAAACGGGCAAUCCAUUGCAGAACGACUGCAACGUUGCUGUCAACAGUAACGCUGGGUGUGGGGUGCAAACAACCGAUGCAAACAGUUAUGGACCUUCUUUUAACAAAAAUGGGGGUGGUUGGUACGCAAUCGAGCGCACAAACAGCUUCAUAAAGGUGUGGUUCUGGGCACGCAACGAUGGCAGUGUUCCCAGCGACGUCUCCAGCGGCGCAAGCUCUGUAAAUACUGGCAACUGGGGGACACCGGACGCAUACUUCCCGAAUACGAGCUGUGACAUCUCAUCGCACUUCGGGCCAAAUAACAUCAUCAUCAAUCUCACUUUCUGUGGCGACUGGGCAGGGAACGUUUAUGCUUCUUCGGGUUGCCCGAGCACAUGCGUUGACUAUGUAAAUAACAACCCCAGCGCUUUUGUCAACGCUUACUUCGAGUUUCCAUGGGUCAAGGUAUAUGAGUGAUGGUCGUAUCACGCUCAUAUCUGUUUCCUUGGUCUUGCUAACCUAUUGGGCGCUGGUGGUUGAUUCACCAUUCUCGGCGGUUUAUUGUGCCACAGCUACUUCCCUCGUCAUUUAUUUCCAAGGUUCUUCUACACUUACAUAACACAUUCUUGAUGACCUUCGGCGCACCCCAUUGUGUUAUCGAUAUUCCCCUC